Triplophysa rosa is the source of this 1175-nucleotide messenger RNA. It is a transcript of the gene cabp5b, whose product is annotated as calcium binding protein 5b. The transcript is spliced from 7 exons. Gene Ontology annotation, molecular function: calcium ion binding. Bases 104 to 613 code for a protein of 169 amino acids. The record is from RefSeq and is a predicted model, not a curated record. NCBI's taxonomy places the organism in Eukaryota, Metazoa, Chordata, Actinopteri, Cypriniformes, Nemacheilidae.
CACACAAACCAGAGGAAAACUGAGCACAGGUGCUUUACUUGCAACGUCUGCAGAACAGAGAGGAACUGAGGAAACAGAAGGGAAACAUAAGAGGCUGUCAGAAAUGAGUCUGGGACCAGCGUGCAUUUUCCUACGAGGAGCUAAAACCAUUGACCGACCGCUGGCUGAUGAGGAAAUAGACGAGUUACGGGAGGCAUUUAAUGAGUUCGAUAAGGAUAAAGAUGGGCUGAUCAGUUGUAAAGAUCUGGGCAACCUGAUGAGGACGAUGGGCUACAUGCCUACUGAGAUGGAACUGCUUGAACUUAGUCAGAACAUCAACAUGAACCUUGGUGGAAAAGUAGAUUUUCAAGAUUUUGUUGACCUCAUGACGCCAAAGCUGCUGGCGGAAACAGCUGGAAUGAUUGGACUGAAUGAGUUAAAAAAAGCAUUUAAGGAGUUUGAUAUAGAUGGUGACGGCUCCAUCACAAUAGAAGAACUGAAGCAUGCGAUGCUAAAGUUACUAGGUGAAACGGGAAACAGGAAGGAAAUUGAGGCUGUGGUCAGAGAAGCAGACAACAAUGGAGAUGGGACAGUUGAUUUUGAAGAGUUUGUCAAAAUGAUGUCUAAAAAUUGAGAAGAUACCCAAGUUGUUGAAGAGGGCAUGAAAAAGUCAAACCAGAGAAGAAACUAUCAAAACUAUUCAAGAUUACACAACUGUGUAUAUGGGAACAAUAUUUUAUACCACGCUGUGUUUACUGCUUACUCUUUGAGUGCUGUUUUACUUGAUUGUUAUAUGUACCUCAAACCCUGACGUCUCUUUAUACUUUAAACUCUGUAUAAUGAUGUCAAAAGUGUUAUGCAACAAUUUUUUAUGCAUGUCUCAUACAGUAUAUGAGAAUUGGAUUGUGUCUUUCAUUGCAACUUUUGGGAUAAAACCUAAUCAAAACUGUUUCUGUGGCUGCUUCAGUUUUGUGACAUUUUUGUGGUGUGUGUUUGUUUGUGUUUGCAUGCGUGUGUGUAUUCAUGCCAUUUUUGAUAUUGCUGUACUUUGAUCAUAUCAGCUUUAGUUCAGCUCAUCAGACAUAAUGAAAAAUGACAAAUCACAGUCUAUCUAUAGUCUCCAAUCUUUAGUCUAUGCAAGUUUAAUUACUCUGGUGCAUCUGUGUGUAAAUAUGUGUGUGCGUGCAUUUUUUUUA